AUGAUGACAUCUCCAAAGUUUGUUUUCUAUCUGACAUGUCUGUUCUUGGGGAAAAUGGCUCAGAUGAGUGAUUUGAAAUUGCCCUCAACUCUUCAUCAAGAGAGACGUUUUAUUUUUGCUAAUGUUGGAGACAAAGUGACUUUGCAAUGUUUCUAUAAAGGUGAUGAUUCAACAUGGCUCUUCUGGUACAAGCAAACUCUGGGACAGAAACCAAGGCUCAUCUCUUCCUUUUAUGUGUAUGAUAUAAGAAAGGAAUUUUAUCAUGAAUUCAAGAACAAUUCACGCUUCACACUGGAAGUUGAAAAAUUUAAAAAUCACUUGACAAUUACUGAUUUGCAAAUUUCAGACUCAGCUACUUACUACUGCGCAAAUAGCUACAUGUUUCUCUUGCAGUUUGCAGAGGGCGCUAUUGUCAGUGUAAAGAGUUCAGGUUUGAACAGCCAAGCUUUGGUCCAUCAGUCCGUUUCUGAGACCAUCCAGCCAGGAGGCUCUGUGACUCUCAACUGUACCGUACACACUGGGACCUGUGAUGGAGAACACAGUGUUUACUGGUUCAAAUACUCUGAAGAAUCUCAUCCAGGACUCAUUUACACCCAUGGAGACAGGAGGGAUCAGUGUGAGAGGAAACCCAACACACAAACACACACCUGUGUCUACAAUUUUCCGAUGGAGAACCUGAAUCGUUCUCACGCUGGGACCUACUACUGUGCUGUUGCCUCAUGUGGACACAUACUGUUUGGAAAUGGCACCAAACUGAAUCCUAAAUUUGAGGUGAAGUCUCCCAACUCUCAUGUAUAUUUCUUGAGCGGAGCUCUGACAUUCACCACUAUCCUGAGUGUUUUACUGGCUUUCUCAGUGUACAAGAUGAACAAGAGCAACAGCUGCCAAGGGUUGCAGAGAUGCAGACAACCUCCAUUAUGCUGCUUUAAAUGUUAACCUGCCCAACAGAUCAACAAGACACAGGGACAGCACCAAGAGUGAAUGUGUGUACUCAAGCCUAAAGCAGUAAAAAUAGAUGUUACGCUUAUAC
Messenger RNA from Xiphias gladius (swordfish), 1030 nucleotides. RefSeq lists its product as uncharacterized. Gene Ontology annotation, biological process: response to bacterium. The transcript is spliced from 4 exons. Lineage: Eukaryota; Metazoa; Chordata; Actinopteri; Istiophoriformes; Xiphiidae. Bases 1 to 936 code for a protein of 311 amino acids. The record is from RefSeq and is a predicted model, not a curated record.